This is a messenger RNA of Salvia miltiorrhiza (redroot sage), 1538 nucleotides long. Its product is annotated as fibrillin protein 5 homolog. The transcript is spliced from 8 exons. The coding region runs from base 316 to 1146 and encodes 276 amino acids. NCBI's taxonomy places the organism in Eukaryota, Viridiplantae, Streptophyta, Magnoliopsida, Lamiales, Lamiaceae. The record is from RefSeq and is a predicted model, not a curated record.
GGAUUUUUAUUUAUUUAUAGUAUUUUUUCGGGCGGCAGCAAUGGCGGCAAUCGUAGCUACAGUUGGGCCAACGAUGGCGGGUGUGACUUCACCAAAUUCAUCUAUUUCUUUUUCUGGUCACCUCUGGCCUUCUCUUCACCUUGAAAUGGACAACAGAAUGCAAAAAGUAACAGUGUAUAAGAUAAAGCAAUAAGCUUCACUUUGGUAGCAGCAGAGCAGAAACAAAGGAUGUGUCGAUUGUUGAAGUAAUGGACACAGUUUAUCAAAGCACCAAAGCCAACUUCCCCGCCUCUUCCUUUUUCACCUAUAAAGAUAAUGAAAGUUGAUGCUGCAGCAGCUGCAGUUCAGGUCCGUCAUGACAAGACCAUUAGAUUUGGAGAGAGGCAAAGUCGAAGCUGCACCACUUGUGGAUUACUUUCUUCUAUCAAAGCUGUAGAAAACAGCUCAGAUGAGGUAAUCGCACAAGAAAUGGAAGAAGCAGAAGAAGAGAAUCUGAAUGUUUCCCAAAUCAAACAACACCUCUUUGCUGCUCUACAAGGCAUAAAUAGAGGCAUAUUUGGAGUCCCAUCAGCCAAGAAAAGUGAAAUCCAAAAACUGGUUGAGCUUCUUGAGUCUCAAAAUCCCACACCUCAACCCACUCUCUGCUUAGAUAAGGUAGCUGGAGCUUGGAAGCUCAUCUAUAGCACCAUUAGUAUUCUCGGCUCGAAAAGAACUAAACUAGGAUUGCGGGAUUUCAUUAAUUUGGGAGACUUCAUCCAAAUUAUAAAUGUUGCUCAGGGUAAAGCUGUAAAUGUGAUCGAGUUCAGUGCCAAAGGGCUGACUCUACUGAGUGGACAGUUAACAAUUGAUGCUUCUUUCAGGAUUGCCUCAAAUUCACGAGUCGAUAUCAAUUACCAAAAGUCAGUGAUCACCCCAGAUCAGUUGAUGAAUGUUUUCCGCAAAAACUACGAUGUGCUUCUAGAAAUCUUCAAUCCUGAUGGUUGGCUCGAGAUCACAUAUGUUGAUGAUUCAUUGAGAAUCGGCAGAGAUGACAAAGGAAAUAUCUUCAUCUUAGAGAGUAAAAAUUUGCUGACUUGUAAUCACUGGUUCAUUCAUAUCCUUUUGGUUUUUGAUGUGGUAAUACAUUAUCUGACAGGAACAAGUUAAACAAAUCCCCCCAAAAUGGCUAAAAUUUACAUUGGCCAUUGUCAACUUCACUGUCUUGUUUCUAGAUGUGCCAGUUGAUGGAGCCCUGGGCUUGAAAUUUGGUGGAAACAAUACUUUAUUACAUUUGCAUCCUAGAAACGGGAGAGAGAGACGGAUCUCGAGUCACCGUCUGCCUGCAACAGCUGCCUUGCCAUCUCCGAUCAUCAGUCGACAGCCGUGCCAUCAACACUGAACCAACCAAAUUUCUGUUUUCUUUUUCCAAUUCUAUUUGUUUUAAUUUAUUCUAGCUUUCUAUCAACUGUAGUUCUUGUUAUUUCAAUAUGGUGUCUGGAACUAUAAGAAAUCUUAUGAUGAUGGAUUUUACUUGGUGAAAUCAAGUUUCUUUUAAGGUC